Molecule: messenger RNA, 1920 nt
Organism: Pollicipes pollicipes
Lineage: Eukaryota; Metazoa; Arthropoda; Thecostraca; Pollicipedomorpha; Pollicipedidae
Gene: beta-PheRS
Product: phenylalanine--tRNA ligase beta subunit
Exons: 14
Coding region: 116-1879 (587 amino acids)
Biological process (GO): phenylalanyl-tRNA aminoacylation
Cellular component (GO): phenylalanine-tRNA ligase complex; cytoplasm
Molecular function (GO): phenylalanine-tRNA ligase activity; RNA binding; magnesium ion binding
Source: RefSeq, a predicted model, not a curated record
GUCCGUGGGUGGUGCCGCCUUGGGUGGUGCCGUUCGUGCCUCACUGGGUGGGGGCCUGUCGAUUCGCAGAAGUAUAUAUUGCACCGGCGCUGUGGGAUCGCUGCCUUAAUUAAAGAUGCCGACCGUGGGUGUGAAACGUGACCUUCUGUUCCAAGCACUGGGAAGAUCAUACACUGAGGAGGAAUUCAAUGACUUGUGCUUUGAAUUUGGACUGGAGCUUGAUGAAGUGACGACAGAGAAGCAGAUGAUCUCCAAGGAGCAGGGUGGCGACAGGUCGUCCGGCGCCUCCGAGGACGUCAUAUUCAAGGUUGACAUCCCGGCCAACCGGUACGACCUGCUCUGCCUGGAGGGCUUGACUCGAGGCCUGCUGGUCUUCCAGGGAAAGCUAGCCAUCCCCCGGUACCGGGCCGUUCAGCCUCGCAGCGGCACCAUGCAGCGGCUCAUCAUCAAACCAGACACGGGCAAGAUCCGACCGCACGCGGUGGCCGCUGUUCUCCGGGGCGUCACCUUCACCCAGGCCAUCUACGACAGCUUCAUAGACCUGCAGGACAAGCUGCACCAGAACCUGUGCAGGAAGCGCAGCCUAGUGGCGAUCGGCACGCACGACCUGGACACGGUGCGCGGCCCGUUCACGUACGACGCGCUACCGCCAGGCCAGAUUCGCUUCCAGCCGCUGGGACAGACGCGGUCGUACUCGGCGCCCGAGCUCAUGGAGCUGUACUCGGGUGACAGUCACCUGAAGCAGUACCUGGCCAUCGUCCGUGACUCACCCGUGUACCCCGUGAUCACGGACGCUGACGGCGUGGUGCUGAGCAUGCCGCCCAUCAUCAACGGACAUCACUCGAGGAUCACGCUUCAGACGCGGAACGUGUUCAUCGAGUGCACGGCCACCGAUCUGACCAAGGCCAAAGUGGUGCUGGACACGCUGGUGUGCAUGUUCAGCCAAUACUGCAAGGAGGCCUAUACGGUGGAGUCUGCGCAGGUGGAAUACCCCACUGGAGAGAAGCACAGCUAUCCCACGCUGUCGUACCGGAAGGAGACGAUAGAUGUCAGCACCGUCAAUAGGAACGUGGGAAUAACCCAGUCGUCUGAGCAGCUGGCGACGCUGCUGACCAAGAUGUGCCUGUCGUGCACGGCCGACGGCGACCGGCUGACGGUGGAGGUGCCGCCCACCCGGCACGACAUCCUGCACGCCUGUGACGUCAUCGAGGACGUGGCCAUCGCCUACGGCUACAACAACAUCCAGAAGGUCAUCCCGCAGAUCGGCGUCAUCGCCGUCCAGGACCCGCUGAACAAGCUGUCGGACCAGAUUCGUCAGCAGGUGGCUGAGGCAGGCUUCACCGAGGCUCUCACCUUCUCGCUGUGUUCCAAAGAGGACAUCGGGGCCAAGAUGGGCCUGGACGUGUCACAGCUGCCUGCUGUACACGUCUCCAACCCCAAGACGCUAGAAUUCCAGGUGGCACGCACCACGCUGGUGCCGGGUCUGCUCAGGACCCUGGCUGCCAACCGUCGGAUGCCACUGCCGCUGCGGCUUUUCGAGGUCUCUGACGUGGUGCUCAAGGAUCGGACAUCGGACACGGGCGCGAGGAACGAGCGACGUCUGUCGGCCGUCCACUACUGCAAGACAUCCGGCUUCGAGGUGAUCCACGGCCUUCUGGACCGCGUGAUGCAGCUGCUGGAGGUGCCGUCCGACCCGGUCUCGGGCUACUGCUUGCGCCCUGCCGACGAUCCGUCCUACUUUCCGGGCCGCUGCGCUGACGUCAUGGCGUUCGGCGAGCCCAUUGGUCGGCUGGGCGUGCUGCACCCUGACGUCAUCACGCGUUUCGAGCUGAACAUGCCGUGCUCGGCGGUCGAGAUCACGCUCGAGCCGUUCCUGUGACAACCGCCGUUCCCACGAAUACACUGUGCGGGCGCAUGGCG